Scheffersomyces coipomensis is the source of this 849-nucleotide messenger RNA. RefSeq lists its product as uncharacterized. Lineage: Eukaryota; Fungi; Ascomycota; Pichiomycetes; Serinales; Debaryomycetaceae. The record is from RefSeq and is a predicted model, not a curated record. Gene Ontology annotation, cellular component: plasma membrane. The coding region runs from base 1 to 849 and encodes 282 amino acids. The transcript has a single exon.
AUGGCUGAACCUAAAAAACCACUCAUCCGUUUUAAAUUGAUUCAUUAUUAUCUUGUACCGAUAAUAUGUUUAAUUGUAUGGUGGGGAAUGUUGAUUGCUAUGUUAUCAGCAUGGUCGAUUCAAGGUCAUCCUAUAUAUUACUUUAUGUCAGGUUAUCAAAACCCAGUUUAUAUAUCUGAUAUUGGAGCUACGAAUUUGCAACCAUUAUUCAUCUCAUGUACAGGGUUUCAAGCCAUAUUUUUUGUGGGAACUUUAAUCCUUAUUUAUUUCUUAAGAAGAUAUCAUAAAUUACAACCUUAUAUUAAACCAAUUCAACAUAAAUUAGAUAUUGCUAGUAUAGUAUGUUCUGUAUUAGGUCAAUUGGGUAUAUUAUUUGUUAGUAUUUUUAAUACUCAUAUCUUCCCUGAUGUUCAUAUAUCAAUGGUUGCAGUAUUUAUUGCAUUUAUCUUCUUUUCAUGUUUAUUUAAUUUCUUUACUUCAUUUAUAUUUGGUAAUAAUCCUGAUUUAUUAUCCCCAUAUCAUAAACAUGAUGUCAUCUUUGGUGAUAGAAAAUGGGAUAACCUUUAUAUGUUAUCAUUCUGGUUAAAGGCAACUUGGUUAGCCGCUGCUUUUGCCUUUGCUGUGUGUUUUGGGGUAUUCAUGGAAUCUGGUAAUCAAAGUUUAAGUGCAGCAUUUGAAUGGACCAUUUCUUUCUGGUAUGGUUUAUUAUUAAUUAUGUGGAGUCUUGAUCUCUUACCAGCUGCUAUGAAACAUUAUAGAAUAAGUCAUCCUGAAAUAUAUGGUCCAAAUAGUGAAAAAGGUGUCGAUGAAGAUAAAAAUGAAAUUAAUAGUGGUUUGUCAACUGUUUGA